Messenger RNA from Balaenoptera acutorostrata (minke whale), 2994 nucleotides. RefSeq names its product ankyrin repeat and kinase domain containing 1 (gene ANKK1). The record is from RefSeq and is a predicted model, not a curated record. NCBI's taxonomy places the organism in Eukaryota, Metazoa, Chordata, Mammalia, Artiodactyla, Balaenopteridae. Gene Ontology annotation, cellular component: cytoplasm. The transcript is spliced from 8 exons. Gene Ontology annotation, molecular function: ATP binding; protein binding; protein kinase activity. The coding region runs from base 11 to 2215 and encodes 734 amino acids. Gene Ontology annotation, biological process: protein phosphorylation.
CGCCGACCCCAUGGCCGCGGGCGUGGAGCAGCGGCUGGGCGGCCUCCCCGUCUUCACCCGCGACGACUUCGAGGGCACCUGGCGCCCAGUGGCGAGCGGCGGCUUCAGCCAGGUGUUCCAGGCGCGGCACAAGCGCUGGCGGACCGAGUACGCCAUCAAGUGCUCCCGCUGCCUCCAGCCUGACACCACCAGCUCUGAUGUGAAUUGCCUCAUUGAAGAAGCAACCAAAAUGGAGAAGAUCAAGUUUCAGCACAUCGUGUCCAUCUACGGGGUAUGCGAGCAGCCCCUGGGUAUUGUGAUGGAGUUCAUGGCCAACGGCUCCCUGGAGAAGAUGCUGCCCACCCACAGCCUCUGCUGGCAGCUCAAGUUCCGCAUCAUCCAUGAGACCGGCUUGGCCAUGAACUUCCUCCACAGCAUUAACCCACCACUGUUCCACCUGGACCUCAAGCCAGGCAACAUCCUCCUGGACAGCCACAUGCAUGUCAAGGUUUCGGACUUCGGCCUGUCCAGGUGGAUGGAACAGUUGACCCGGAUGCAGUACAUCAAGAGGUCAGCUCUGCAGGGCACCCUCAGCUACAUCCCCCCUGAGAUGUUCCUGGAGAGUAACAAGGGCCCAGGGCCCAAAUACAAUGUGUACAGCUUCGGGAUUGUCAUCUGGCAGAUCCUCACUCAGAAGAAACCGUAUUCAGGCUUCAACAUGAUGACCAUUAUGGUGCGAGUGGCCGCAGGCCUGCGGCCCUCCCUGCAGCCUGUCUCUGAUGAGUGGCCGGCUGAGGCCCAGCAGAUGGUGGACCUGAUGAGGCGCUGUUGGGACCAGGACCCCAAGAAGAGGCCCUGCUUUCCAGACAUCGCAGUGGAGACAGACAUGCUGCUGUCCCUGCUCCAGAGUCCUGUGGUUGACCCAGAGAGCGAGGCCCUGGCCAGGAAGGUGUCCUGCACAGCGUGUCUGUGCCGGCCCCGGGAGGUCAGUGAGGAGAUCAGCCAGGAGCUAACAGACAGCGACUCAGGAGACUACUUGAAGCGGGUCCUGCCUCUCUUAGACAGCGAGAGCCUGGUCCUGAGCGAUGAGCAGCUGCGCAUCCGUGAGAACAAGGUCACCCCCCUCCACUUCCUGGUGGCUCAGGGCUGCCUGGAGCGGGUGAGGCUUCUGCUGGCCCAGGAGGUCCACGUGGACUGCCAGACGGCCUGCGGCUACACUCCCCUCCUCGUCGCCACCCAGGACCAGCACCCUGACCUCUGUGCCCUGCUCCUGAAGCACGGUGCCAACGCCAACCUGGCGGACGAGGACGGCUGGGCCCCGCUGCACUUCGCAGCCCAGAAUGGGGAUGACCGCACUGCCCGCCUCCUCCUGGACCACGGUGCCCGGGUGGAUGCCCAGGAGCACGAGGGGUGGACCCCGCUCCACCUGGCUGUGCAGAACAACUUUGAGAAUGUGGCACGGCUUCUGGUCUCCCGUCAAGCUGACCCCAACCUGCAGGAGGCUGAGGGCAAGACCCCUCUCCACGUGGCCGCCUACUUUGGCCAUGUCAGCCUGGUCAAGCUGCUGACAGGCCAGGGGGCCAAGCUGGAUGCUCGGCAGAGAAACCUGAGGACACCACUGCACCUGGUGGUGGAGCGAGGCAAAGUGAGGGCCAUCCAACACCUGUUAAAGAGUGGGGCGGCCGCUGAUGCCCUUGACCAGAGAGGCUAUAGCCCACUGCACAUCGCCACUACCAGGGGCAAGCACCUUAUCGGCAAGAUGCUGCUCAGGUACGGCGCCAGCCUCGAGCUGCCGACCCACCAGGGCUGGACGCCCCUGCAUCUAGCAGCCUACAAGGGCCACCUGGAGAUCAUCCACCUGCUGGCUGAGAGCCACGCAGAUGUGGGGGCUCCCGGAGGCAUGAACUGGACCCCCCUGCACCUGGCUGCCCAUCACGGGGCGGAGGUGGUGGUGUCCGCACUGCUGCAGUGUGGGGCUGACCCCAAUGCUCCCGAGCAGUCAGGCUGGACGCCCCUCCACCUGGCAGUCCAGAGGGGGGCCUUCCUGAGCGCCAUCAACCUCCUGGAGCACCGUGCAGACGUCCAUGCCCGCAACAAGGUGGGCUGGACGCCUGCCCACCUGGCCGCCCUCAAGGGCAACAUGGCCAUCCUCAGAGUGCUGGUCAAGGCCGGUGCCCAGCUGGACACCCAGGACGGGGUAGGCUGCACACCCCUGCAGCUGGCCCUCUGGAGCUAAAAGCAGGGCAUUGUCACCUUCCUAGAGGGCAAGGAGCCCUCACUGGCCAUUCUGGCUGGGGCUGAGCCUGGAGCCCAGACGGAAGUUUAGACAACCUGUGGUCUCCUUACCUGUAAGGAACAGAGGUUGGUGGAAGUGAAGCUGGGCUUCUGGCAGGGCCCCUUCCCUGUCCUUGCCAGCUGCCCCUUAGACCUUGAGAGGAGACGGGAACCUGGUCCCCUGGGUGGUGGAGCGAUGGGGAGAGGAACACGGAGGUUGUAGCUGGGGAAGGGGCCCCUGGCUCAGAGACGCCCUUUCAGCCCUUCCUGCAUGUGUGUCUCUAGCCAACUCUCAGCCUCCUCCUCCUGUACCUGGACUCAAGCCCCCAAAGUGAGUUCCCUCUUUAUUCCCAAGGUUCCUGCCACCUUUAACCACUUGCCUCUGAGUCCACAGGGGCCCUUGCAUCCUAGAACUCUCUCUGAAGAAGGAGGGAGGCACAGAGGAGAGGGAAGUGUUCGCUCCCAGCUCACGUCUGUGUCACUGGGCCCCUUUCUCCAGGCGCGGUCAGGACAGCCAGACACACGUGCUUUGUGCAAGGGCAGGAGCUGAAAGUUCGGAGGAGUUUCCCACUUCCAGUUGAAAGCCCCGGCCAAGAGCCCAUUGCUGCACUGACCACCUUCCUGGCGGCUCUGGUCCCAGGGCCCAGAUCUGCCAUACAGUCUCUUGCGGGGAAGGAAGGGUCUGCUCCAACCGCCCACGAGUGACCUUACAUGGGACGCUUGGUCCCUGGUCCCCCUGCC